This is a messenger RNA of Cyprinodon variegatus (sheepshead minnow), 1386 nucleotides long. RefSeq names its product nei-like DNA glycosylase 1 (gene neil1). Gene Ontology annotation, molecular function: DNA-(apurinic or apyrimidinic site) endonuclease activity; DNA N-glycosylase activity; zinc ion binding. The transcript has 8 exons. The record is from RefSeq and is a predicted model, not a curated record. Gene Ontology annotation, biological process: base-excision repair. Lineage: Eukaryota; Metazoa; Chordata; Actinopteri; Cyprinodontiformes; Cyprinodontidae. Gene Ontology annotation, cellular component: nucleus. The coding region runs from base 42 to 1235 and encodes 397 amino acids.
ACUCUCUUCCUCUGCAGCAUAGAAUUAUCUGUUCCAGCACAAUGCCAGAGGGUCCUGAACUCCACUUGGCCAGCCUGUAUGUUAACAAGAUGUGUGAAGGAGUGGUCUUCAGUGGACCAGUUGUAAAAUCUGAGGUCAGCAAAAGCCCUGAUGUGUCCUUCAACUGUGAGUCGUACCGCAUCACAGCUUCUUCGAGAGGAAAGGAAGUCAAGCUCACACUAACACCAAUUAAGAGUGACGAUGAUGGAAAGCGGCGAUCGAAGGUCACACAAACAGAUCAACCCAUGGACAUAGUCUUUCGUUUUGGGAUGUCUGGUUACUUCCGCUUUACCUCAGAGGAUGAGGUGCCAAAACACGGCCAUCUCCGUUUCUAUACCAAGGAAAAGCCUUGCAGGGUACUGAGUUUUGUAGACGCACGCAGGUUUGGCAGCUGGCAGCCCAACGGAACCUGGCAGCCUGACAGAGGGCCUUGCAUCAUGUUUGAAUACAAAAGCUUCAGGUCUGUAAUAGGGCUGCAACUAACGAUUAUUUUAAAAAUCGAUCGCCGUUUUUUUCCUUUUUGUCUUAGGUUGAAUAUCCCACCAUUUCUGUGUGCACGGGAUGCACUGGAAGGCCUUGAGUUGGAGGAUGAAUUUGAGAACAAGAAGCCUUUGAAAAAGGAGCCUACAAAGACAGAGAUCCCAGACAGAGCUAAAAUGAAAGGGAAAACACAGGGAAUGGGUGACCUGCUCAGACUCUGUCAUACAGUUCCUUUAGAGGUGGUCAGCCUAGGUGGUAAGGGCUACGACCCUGAGAAGGUGGACUACUCUGCCUUCCAGGCGUGGCUGCAGUGUUACUAUGUGGAUGGAAUGAAAUCAGUUCGGGACCACAAUGGCAGAACAAUGUGGUUUAAAGGAGACCCAGGGCCUAUGGCACCCAAAGACUCAAAAUCACCCAAGGCAAAAAAGAGGGCAAAGAAAGGCGAUGACCAUGAUUAUACAGCCAAGAAAAAGGUGACCAAAAGUGUGAUGGAGAGCACAAUGAAAAGGAGGGCGGUGAAAAAGGAAAUGCCAAAAAAGGAAACUGUACAUGUGAAGGACACUGUAUCAAAGAAAGGAAAUGCCGAAAAGAAGCAGGAAGGUAUCCAACAGAGGAAAACCAGAGAAAGCACACGCGAAAGGAAAAGCAGCAGUGCACAACCUCCUGGAGGCAGAGAGACACGAAGUGGGAGAGCAACCAGAAAAAACAGCAAAUAAAGUUUCAAUCAAACCGAUCCACGAAGGAAUUUUACUCUUCAAAAAUGUUUUUUUUUUAAACCAAAUAAACCUUUUUUACAAAAGCAUUUAUUUAUUGCAAAGUUGUCACAUCAUUCUACACCAAAUAUGUCCAAUUUCUAAACCCUGAAUC